CCUUAAUCCGGUUGGCUCACAGACUGCCCGCAGGCCAAUUUGUAAGUGGUUUGCGGAGCUGCCAAUCAAAGCAGACAUCCUCUCCUCAGGCUGUGGCUACGAAACAUCUCAGUUGCUGUGUGGAGAGAUUUGACGGAGGGACACUCCUGUACAUGGACCAUCACUGCGCUGCAAUCCGCCGCCUGCUCUCUCACACACACACACACAUAGACACACACACACGCAUGUAAUGCCUCGGUGAAAUCUGGACGCACACGGUGGAGAGAUCACGCAUGUGAAGAUUGUAUUUUUGCAUGUCAGGAGAGGAGGAACUAGUCGCCGGGUCCGCGGCUGUUUGUCUUUUCUCAUCGCUUCUCCCCCCCCUAUGUCACUCUAAUUAAUCGGAGGCAUGUGGAAUCGCACCAGGAUUAGGAAUCGCUUCCCAAUAGUGUGCCUGCUGUUGACGUUAUGGACGGAGGUGUCCCAGUCAACCGGCUAUUUCGAGCUGCAGCUGAUCUCCGUGGAGAAUGUAAACGGCGAGUUGGCGGACGGGGAGUGCUGCGACGGCUCCAGGAGCUCCCAGGACCUGCGCUGCACUCGAGACGAGUGCGACACUUACUUCAAGAUCUGCCUGAAGGAGUACCAGAUGGAGGUCACCACCACCGGCGGCUGCACCUUUGGAGCUGGAUCUACGCAAGUUCUCGGUGGAAAUAUGUUUUCUUUUAAGGGCGCAAAGAAUAACCCGAAUAAAAUUGACGAUGCUGGCAAGAUUUUGAUCCCCUUCCAGUUUGCCUGGCCGCGGACAUACACAUUGAUUGUAGAGGCCUGGGACUGGGACAACACCACACGCAACACUGAGGAGGAGCUGCUGAUCGAACGCAGCAUUCACACUGGCAUGAUCAACCCCGGCGACCAAUGGCAGACCAUCCUGCAUGACGGGCCGGUAGCUCGCCUCAUCUAUCGCAUCAGAGUUCGGUGCGAUGAGAACUACUACAGCAACAAAUGCAAUAAGCUGUGUGUUCCUCGGGAUGACUACUUUGGCCACUAUCGCUGCGAGCCUUCAGGGGCCCAGGUGUGCUUGGACGGCUGGAUGGGCCCAGACUGCAGAACAGCAAUCUGCAGGCAAGGCUGCAACCUGUUACAUGGCGGCUGCUCCGUCCCGGGGGAAUGCAAGUGUAACUACGGCUGGAAUGGCCAAUUCUGUGAUGAAUGUGUGCUCUUUCCUGGAUGCGUUCACGGGACCUGCAACAUCCCGUGGCAGUGCAACUGCGAGAGAAACUGGGGUGGCCUGCUGUGUGAUAAAGAUCUGAAUUACUGCGGUCGCCACCAUCCUUGUGUCAACGGAGGAACCUGCAUGAACACCGAACCAGAUGAGUACUACUGCGCCUGUCCACCAGGAUACUCUGGCAAGACCUGUCAGAUAGCCGAGCACGCCUGUGUUUCCAAUCCUUGCGCCAACGGUGGUACAUGCUAUGAGGUUCCGACAGGGUUUGAGUGCCAGUGUCCGCCGGGCUGGGAGGGUCUGACCUGUGCCAACAAUUUGGACGAGUGUGCCUCCAGUCCAUGUGCUCAGGGUGGAACCUGUAUCGACCUGGAGGACGGUUUCGAGUGUGUGUGCCCUCCGCAGUGGGAGGGAAAGACCUGCCAGAUUGAUGCAAAUGAGUGUGCAAGAAAGCCCUGUAAGAAUGCUUAUUCUUGCAAAAAUUUGAUUGGCGGAUAUCACUGCGACUGUUUUCGGGGAUGGUCCGGACAAAACUGUGACAUCAACAUGAAUGGCUGCCAUGGUCAGUGCCAGAAUGGAGCAACAUGCAAGGAGGGGUCGAGGGGCUACCACUGCCAGUGUCCUCAAGGUUUUGUGGGCACUCACUGUGAAAUCCAGAGGAACAAGUGUGACAGCAAACCAUGCCAGAACGGCGGCCACUGCCACGCAGUGUUGGACGGCUUUGUGUGUCAGUGCCCAUCACAGUUUGCUGGACAGCUGUGUGAGAUUUCUGGCUGGUCCCCUUCAGAUGCUUGCGAUCCAAACCCUUGUGAGAAUGAGGCCAAGUGUCACAGCAUGGACCAGGACUUCUACUGUGCGUGUCCCGAAGGCUACGAGGGAAAGACAUGUGAACGGCUCAAGGAGAACUGCCAAACCACCUUAUGUCAAGUGAUUGACAGCUGCACUGUUGCUGUAGCGACCAACGACUCAGCUGGAGUGCGGCACAUUUCCUCUAACGUCUGUGGUCCACGAGGACACUGCAUUAGCCAGCCAACGGGCAACUUCACCUGCUUGUGUGAUGCGGGUUUCAGUGGCAUCUACUGUCAUGAAAAUAUUAAUGACUGCAUCAACAACCCCUGUGGAAACGGAGGGACCUGCAUUGAUGGCGUGAACUCCUUUCAGUGCUUCUGUCCCGAUGGCUGGGAGGGUCGACUCUGCGACCUCAAUGUCAAUGAGUGCAGACACAACCCGUGUAAGAACGGUGGACGCUGCGUCGACCUGGUGAACGACUUCUACUGCGAGUGCACCGAUAACUGGAAGGGCAAGACCUGCCAUUCCCGCGAGAGCCAGUGUGACGCAACCACCUGCAGUAACGGAGGCACCUGCUACGACCACGGGGAUACCUUCCGCUGUGCCUGCCCACCUGGGUGGGGAGGAAACACUUGCAACACAGCCAAGAACAGCACGUGCGCUUCCAGUCCUUGUUCCAACGGUGGAACUUGCGUGGGAGGAGGAGACACCUUCACCUGCAUCUGCAAAGAAGGCUGGGAAGGCCCCACCUGUGACCUAAAUAUAAACGACUGCAACCCUCAUCCAUGUUACAACGGCGGUAUCUGUGUGGACGGAGUCAACUGGUUUCGAUGCGAGUGCGCUCCCGGUUUCGCCGGACCAGACUGCCGAAUCAACAUAAACGAGUGCCAGUCCUCACCCUGUGCCUACGGUGCCACCUGUGUGGAUGAGAUCAAUGGUUUCCGCUGCAUCUGUCCGCUUGGUAGAGCAGGAGCCCGAUGCCAAGAGUUUAUAGGUGUUGGGAAGACUUGCCGUUAUGCUGGGCUGCAGUUUCCCCACGGCAGCCGCUGGGAGGAAGAGUGCAACAGCUGCCAUUGCAUCAAUGGCAAAGUGGAAUGUACAAAGGUGCUGUGUGGUCGUCGUCCCUGCCGGCUCCGUUCUUCAGACCAGGGCCAGAGACAGCAGUCCUGUCCAGGGGGGCGAGAGUGUCUGGAGCACAGCUACCUCACCUGCUUCUCCCCCCCUUGCCAUCAGUGGGGGGUUUGCUCCAUGGCUGGACCGUCACCUCCACAAACAGCCACCAAGUGCCAGCCAAACACUGGGCAUUUGGACAACAGCUGUGGCCGCAUAACACUGGUUUUCAACAGAGACAAAGUACCAACAGGAACCACAGUAGAGAACAUCUGCUAUGAGCUGAGGUAUCUUCCUGACACCCGAAGCUUGGCAAAAGAUCACGCCCUUCUCCUGCUGUGUGACCUCUCUCAUUCAAAUCAGGAUGCUGUAGAGGUGGCCAUAUCUUUCCAGCCAGAGGAUCUACCAGACCACAGUCUGAUCCAAGCAGCAGCCAGCGCCAUAGUGGGCACUUUAUCGAAGCGGCACAACAGCACCGUGAUGCUGGCAGUCAUUGAGGUCAAAGUGGAAACACAGGUCAUGCCCCCCUCAGUGGAUUACCUGGUGCCUCUCCUAUGUGUGGUCUUCAGCCUGCUCUGCCUCUUCUGCAUCAUUGUAUGCGUUUGGUGGACGCGCAAACGGAGAAAAGAGCGUGAGAGGAACUCACGAUCAUCCGCCGCAGACAGCGUGAACAACCAGUGGCAGCCGCUACGGCUCGUCGUGGGACGUCAGCAACAGCAGCAGCAGCAGCUGAAAGAAAGCAACAGGGACGCCGAGCAGGAGCGCAAAAAGCUCAUGGGUCCCUCCUAUCGGACGUGUGAUGGGGAGGAGGAGGAGGAGGAGGAGGAGACGGAAGGCGAGUUUGAGCUCGAGGAGGAGUGUGGUGGAGCAGAGGCGGGAAAGCAGCCGGUUUAUAAGUACUCUAAGACUGCAGUGCAGUCCAGUGGGGGAGUGAUCUGUACCAUGCACAGCUCCAGCUCACCCCUCAAAGCACCCCACCGGACCCCAGGCUACAGCCCCAAAGACAACCGCUGGAAAAAUGUCAGUGCCGUCUUGACUGGUCAGAAAGACCUCAGAGACCAUUGUGUAUAAGAAAUUUAAGCAAAGGACUCGCGAUGUGGAAUCGAGAGAAGCAAGAGAAGCUGCAAGGCAGCGACUAUUCUUAUUUUUGGACUACUUUUGGGAAGAAAAAAAGGCUUUGUGUUUUAAUAAGCCAUUCUUUGCUUUGUUUUCAUGUUUUUGUCACUGUCACCUGAAAUGAUUUUUUUGGAUUCAGGAGGCUAGAGCACAGUGAACAUCCUUUUUUGCUUCUGUUCACUUAUUUUUCUUUAAUUAUGUAUAGAAGGAGCUGAAAUGUAACAAUGUUUCAGGAGGCAAAAGAAGCCCUCUGCGAUUUUUGUUUAUGGGACUGUACCAUUUAAGAAACGAUGACUCAUUGAAAAGGAGAAAAAAAAAACAACUUGUAUAAAGAUUUCUUUUUUGUUUACAGAUGAUUAUGAUUUUGUUAAGUUGUCAGCGGGCUCCUGUUCAGUGUCUGUGAGGGAGGGGGGGGCAGAUACACACUAAAGGGACAGUAAAGGAGGGAAAUGGACUGUUGCAGCCACAGUAACAGAGGAAACCCUCCCUUUGCUCUGUCUCCUUCCGGCUUUGCCCACCAAUCCACCUGUGGCCGUCAUGCGCCAGCCUUACCAAAACACUUGGCCUGGAGGGGGAGAGGGGACUGAAACCCCAGUGCCUACUAUGUGGCCUUCCAUUUAUUCUUCUCCUGUCUCUCAGUUGUCUUGGCUGAAAGCUCUGUCUGAGGAUUUUUUUGCAGUAUUUGAGUUGGUAGCAAGUGCCUUUCUAAGAGCCACGUCGGGGGCUCCAAGUCGCGCUGCCCAGUUUGACCUCCUUGUUCUCAAAGGGAUAUAAGUGUACAUCGAGAGAGUUCAAUUUCACAGCAACGCCAUUCAAGGUAUUUGAUCAAAACAGAAAUGAAUACUCUGUACAUAUGUGUAAAUACUAAAGGAGUCGCUGUGUAUAUUUGAAAUAAGUAACUUAAAGACAAGUCACACAUUUUUAUUAUUAUUAUUGUUAUUAUUAUUAUUGUUAUGAUUAAUAUUAUUUUUAUUUUUUUUACAACGCCAUUCCUUUUAUUUAUGCCAGUCAAAAUAGGCACGUUUUAUAACACUUCAUAUCCAGAGUCCCACAGUUAUGAACCUUUACAAUGAGGUACCACCUAUGAAGGAAUUUCUGAGGGGUUUAUAAAUGGUUUGUCAUGAGAAUUUCUUUUUUUGUGACCAACUGUUACAUACACAGUUGUGGCUAUGUCUUUAGCGCUUUUAAGUUAGUAAAUCAGUGAUGCUUUUCAGCUUCAAGAUGAUACCUUCUCCAUAAAAUAACUGGCCAAAAGAUUGGUAAUUACAUUUACAAAUUUUGAUGAUAAGACGCAGCAUUUUACCUGGCGAUACGUGGUCCAACAUUACUAGAUCUGGUCUCAAUCUUCAGCUUCUUGUUUGCCGUAAUUCUACCAGCAUUUCCAACUUCUUGUCUUAAUGCUGUGUUCACAUGCAAUCAGGCAGAUGGUAGACAGCAAACUGGGUAUCAUUUAAAUGGAGGAGAGCAGUGCGGUAAAACUGGAUGAAGCGGGCAGCAAUAACAGUAGACAGUGCUGCCAUUUAAAAGUUAAAAUAUUUCAACUUUUUGCCAUCCUCUGCUAUGGGAUUUACAGCCUGAUCCCACAAAGAUCCUUUACACAAGGUUAAAACAUGAGCAAUCUGGACGAUUACUGGACAUUACCAGGAAAAUUACACCAAAAUAUAAAUGCUAAAUUAUUUUAUUUAAUAUAUUUUAUUCAGUUCUUUGUAAACAAUAUGCCAACAUUAUAUUGUCAUGCAUGUUUUGUUUUACCGUUCUGCCAUUACUUUGGUCUGUUUGUUUUUCCCAUGCCGUUCAGAAGGUGUCAUCCGUCUGCAUGAUUGCAUGUGAACGCAGCAUUAGUCUACAGUAGUUUGACAGCACAAAUUAUGGUCUGGAUAGUUUUUGGAUGCAAAUAAAGUCCCAUAAAUCUUCUCUACUGAAGGAAACCUGUAUUCGUAUAAGGAAGAUGUAGACAUGAUUAAUGUGUUAUCUCAUAAUUGUGUUGCAUAAUAGAUUUUUAACUUGGUCAUAUUUAAAGGGGAAGUCAAAAAUGUAUCAAAAAAACUGCUGCAGCUGUUUCAAGCAGGUUGUCCUUGUAGCCACUGCUUAAUCAGUGAUGUCACAGAAGGUAUUCUCCUGACGGCUGAUGGACAACACCUGUUGCGACAUCGACAUCAGUGAAAGGGGUGCAGCUAGCAUUGCAACCUUUAAGGCUCUAGUCAUUUAUAACCUGUUCUCU
Molecule: messenger RNA, 6437 nt
Organism: Epinephelus fuscoguttatus (brown-marbled grouper)
Lineage: Eukaryota; Metazoa; Chordata; Actinopteri; Perciformes; Serranidae
Gene: jag2b
Product: jagged canonical Notch ligand 2b
Exons: 26
Coding region: 389-4171 (1260 amino acids)
Biological process (GO): heterophilic cell-cell adhesion; multicellular organism development; Notch signaling pathway
Cellular component (GO): protein-containing complex; plasma membrane
Molecular function (GO): calcium ion binding; Notch binding
Source: RefSeq, a predicted model, not a curated record